CCUUAUAAAAUCAAGCCUAAUGGAUACAUCUUUCCAUCUCUACCUCCUUAUAACAUCACUCUUUCUACUUCAAUGGCUAACUCAUUAUAGCUCAGCCAACUUAGAUAUCAACACUGAUCGUUCGUCGCUUAUUGCCUUCAAAUCUCAAAUCUCUUUGGAUCCCCAUAACAUUUUGUUCAAAAAUUGGAGCUCUGAAAGCAAUAUAUGCAGUUGGAUGGGAGUUACUUGUGAUUCUCGCCAUCAAAGGGUGACUCAGUUGAAUAUAUCUUCCAUGGGCCUUGUCGGAACGAUCCCACCUGAAAUCGGGAAUCUUUCUUUUCUUGUUUCUUUAGAUUUGGGCGAAAACUCUUUUCAUGGCUCUAUUCCCACAUCUAUUUUCAACAUUUCAAGUUUAGAAGUUUUGAGUUUGAGGAAUAAUAGUUUGUCUAGUAGUCUACCUCUUGAUAUGUGCAAACACAAUCUGCAUAGACUCAAGAGACUUCGUGUAUCUCACAACGAGUUGUAUGGGGAAAUACCAUCGAGUUUGGGGCUGUGUUCAAAGCUUGAGUAUAUUUCUUUGUAUAACAACAGUAUCAGUGGACAUGUUCCGACACAUAUUGGAAACUUGACGUUUCUUCAACAACUAUUCUUGGGUGCCAAUAAUUUAAGUGGUAAUAUUUCAAAAGAGAUCGGCUUUCUUACAAACUUACAAGCUUUGGACAUGAGCUCCAAUGAAUUUUCAGGCCCUAUACCUGCGACUAUUUACAGCAUGACUUCCUUGGAGUAUUUUGACUUUGCAUCAAAUGAUUUGAGUGGAUCGUUAUCAAGAGAUAUUGGAAACAUGACAUCCCUUCGCAGAAUAGGCCUUGAAUUUAAUAAUCUCACUGGUGAAAUUCCAAAAGAGAUCGGGAAUCUUCCAAAUUUCGAGCGAUUAAGCAUGUGUUGCAACAGAAUUAGUGGUUCAGUGCCAAGAGAACUUGGGAACUUGACAAACAUGGUUGGUAUAUACCUUGCCAAUAAUGGUUUAAGUGGUCCAAUACCAAAAGAGUUGGGUCGUCUUGUAAAUUUAUGGGAGCUCCAUUUGAAUCAAAACUUUAAAAUCAGUGGACCAAUACCAAAGGAAAUGGGGAACAUGACAUCCCUCAAUUACUUAUUGCUUUACAGUAAUGAAUUAAAUGGUGAAAUUCCAAAAGAAAUAUUUCUUAUCGAUACUUUACUGGAAUUGAACAUCGGAAGCAAUCAACUUCGUGGAUCACUGCCGAGAGAAAUUGGUAACACAACCAUUCAAAAGUUGUGGAUUAACAACAAUAAUCUAAGCGGUCCAAUACCAUCCACCUUUGUGAAUCAAUCAAGGCUGGUUAAUUUCGUACUACAUUCUAACAACUUAAGUGGAGAGAUUCCACCAUCCAUUUGCAACUUGGGAACCCUCCAAACCCUCUUUCUAUCAUCUAAUAAUCUGGAAGGAGAAGUCCCAAAUUGUCUUGGAAACAUGAGCACAUCUCUGUUAACCCUUUAUUUGAAUGCAAAUAAACUAAGUGGUCUCAUCCCAUCAACAUUUACAAGGGGUUGCAGUCUUCAGUCAAUUAAUCUGAAUGGAAACAGAUUGAACGGAGCACUGCCCCAAACCUUAGUUAAUUGCCCAGGUCUGAGGGGCAUCGACAUUGGUGAUAAUGAAAUACGAGGUCCGUUUCCCUUCUGGAUGGAAACACUCCCUCAACUUCGCAUCCUCGUGUUGAGGUCAAAUAAGUUCAAUGGUACAAUGUUGGAGUCUGCACACACUGAGCAGCCGUUUCCCAAGUUGCAAGUCUUUGAUGUAUCAGAGAAUGCGUUCGUUGGUCCUCUACCUGAUAGAUAUUUCAAGAAAUUUCAAGGUAUGAUAGAAGCCAAUGAAAAGCAGACCGAUGAAGAAAAUUUCUUUCUAAGAUAUAUAGAGUUGAUGCUCACUUUGAAAGGUAUGGAUCAGUUAUUGCAGCGACUAUUGGAUACCUUUACAACUAUUGACUUAUCCUCCAACAAAUUCUCUGGGAGCAUUCCACCUUCUAUAGGGGAUCUUAAGUCUCUUAGAUACUUGAAUCUGUCUUACAAUACCCUCACAGGACAUAUACCGUCAUCUCUAGGACGUAUGAGUAUUCUUGAGUCGUUGGACUUGUCUUCUAACAAAUUGGAUGGAGAAAUUCCGGAUGAAUUGUCAAGGUUGACAUUUCUUGGAAAGUUAAACCUUUCCUUGAAUAAUCUCGAGGGACAAAUACCACAGUCUACUCAACUUUCCACGUUUGGGAAUGAAUCAUAUUUCGGAAAUGCAGGAUUGUGUGGAUUUCCAUUGACAAAACUAUGUGAUGAAAAAUCAAUGAUUCCUCCAGAAGAUGAUGAUGGUGAUGAUGAGUCUGGAUUUCUAGAUGAAUUUGUAGAUGGAUUUGGUUGGAGAAGUGUGGUGGUAGGGUAUGCAUAUGGAUUUGUAAUUGGAAUUGGAAGUGGUUACAUGAUUAUAAGAUAUGGAAGGCCAAGAUGGUUAGUCGAAUUCUUGUUCGGUGUUGGAUAUAAUCGAAGAGACGAAAUUGAGGAAGAACAACACCAACAAGAAGGUGAUUCUGGACGAAUAUUUUGGUUUACUUGAGCUUGAUUUAGAACUCUCGCAUGUUGGGAGCAAUUAAUAUGUAUGAAGGUUUUCUAUGUUUAAGUGGGAGCUUGAUUAAUUGCCAAAUUUUUUUAAAAAAUUUUGGCACGCUAAGACAAACCUUAUUGCAGUUUGCAUGCUUUUUUGGUGAA
Messenger RNA from Salvia splendens (bonfire salvia), 2745 nucleotides. RefSeq names its product receptor-like protein 52. The record is from RefSeq and is a predicted model, not a curated record. The coding region runs from base 20 to 2593 and encodes 857 amino acids. Lineage: Eukaryota; Viridiplantae; Streptophyta; Magnoliopsida; Lamiales; Lamiaceae. Gene Ontology annotation, molecular function: protein binding. The transcript is spliced from 6 exons.